Molecule: messenger RNA, 2871 nt
Organism: Aspergillus terreus NIH2624
Lineage: Eukaryota; Fungi; Ascomycota; Eurotiomycetes; Eurotiales; Aspergillaceae
Exons: 1
Coding region: 1-2871 (956 amino acids)
Cellular component (GO): mitochondrial outer membrane
Molecular function (GO): ATP hydrolysis activity; ATP binding
Source: RefSeq, a predicted model, not a curated record
AUGUAUCCGUCAAUGCAGCGAGGCAGGCUGCUUUCGACUUUCGCCCGACCCUGCCGUUUUGUCGCGCAUCGCCGGUAUCCCGCUGCUGUACCCUCGCGUCGCUUUCACCUCUCGACCGGUUGGCGAUCGUCGGCGCCUUCUGACCCCCACGGUGCCCCAGAUUCGACCCCCGAGAACGUCGCGGACGAUGUGCCGCCACUCAAUGCUGGACGCAAUGUCGCCGCACAUGGUACAUCGCCGGUCACAACGCCGCCGGCUGCGCAACCUGGGAAAAAGGAGUCAAGUCCAUAUGGAUCGGCGGUGCGAAGAGCAUUGAGGAACAGGAAACCAUCGAAGGAGUGGACUGCCCCGACUGCAACGGUCCCUGACUGGUUUUACGAGCGGAAUACUGUGGUCAAUAGCGGCGAGGGAGAGGCCACGGCGGAAUCGCCCGAACAAGUGAAAAUCGCCACGACAGUGGAAGCAAAAGAAGCACCUACAGCAGUACAAGCGCGUGGUGGUGGAGGAGAUGAACCGAUGCCGUCUCCGGGAGACAGUCCAAGCGAGAAUCGCUACGCUCUGACACAGCCACUGUGGGAGGAACUUGUCGCAUCUGCUCGAGCAGGUCUGCGAUUGCCACCCACCAAGUACGCGAAAGAGCCUUCGGCACGGAAAUCUCACCUGGUUCUUCAAUACCCGGGUAACGAUGGCAUAUUGUUCCUUGAUGCAGUGGUCAAAAGGCUAGCUCGGGAACUUGGGGCCGACGUGGUGACGCUCAACGCCCAAGACAUCGCUCAGCUCUGCACCGAGCAGGAUCUGGCGGAUACUGGGACCACAACAGCAAUCAGGUCUCUUGGCUACGAGGUCUAUCGUCCAUCCAUGGCGGAGACUUGGCAGGACGACGGCAUGAACGAACCGGAGGCCGACGACGAUGUCAUGGAUACCCCCAUGCCAUCCCGCAGUUUUCGACCGGGUUUGAAGAGCCCGAAGUUUAUCACUAUUGAAAGCUCGCGAGAUAGUGGCGAUAUCCCCUUGCCCAAUUUUCUCGGCCUCAAGUCUCUGGUGGCAUCCUUCAACGGGCCACUGGACAACGCAGGUGCCUCGUCGCAAGGCAACAUUGACCGCGCGGAGGACCGGCGGUUACGAUUGAUCAAUGAGAUUAUCUCAGCUGCUAGUAAGCCACGGCAGCCAGCAGAGGAAGAAUCGCCGAAGAAUUCCGAAGAGGUUAAGCCUCACCCCACUCGCGAUGUCAUUGUCCAAAUCCAGGAUUACGGCGAAAUCCAGAGUACUCGUGAAGGCGCAAGGUUCAUUUACCUUCUACAAAAAGCGAUCCAAGAUCGGAGAAGAUCCGGCUCCCGUAUUCUCUUUGUUGGUACGGCAGCGCAAGAGGCUGCCCCCGACUCCGACACGUCGAGACUUAUGCAGAACGCUUUUGACGAUCAGUUCUCCCAAAUGAUCGUCGUAACCCCGGCUAUGGAAUCUUUUGCAGCGGAGAGAAUGCUCACGGAGGAUCGAAAGAAACGGACGCUCGACGUCAAUAUUCGCCAUAUCCAAGACUUGUUAAGAACACGCCUGAAUGAGAGCCCGUCCGCUGUGAAAGAUAACAUUCUUGGCAGUCGGUCGUGGCCUCUGGAUGCUGCCAUCUUGAAAGAAUCUGGCCUCGAUGAGCGUUAUUGGACCUACAGCCAAGUCCAUUGGACCACGACUCUCGCACUCGGAAGCCUCGAGGCCGAGGAGCCCUUUGGCUUCGAGCAUAUCCAGCGAGGAAUUGAGAUGAUGCAAAGGGCAGAUCGGGUGAAGAAUGAUUGGCUACAAGAAAAAACACCCAAAACAAAAUCCACAGAUGCAGGCAAUGACCGCGAGCGGUUAUUAAAUUCGCUCCGCAAGACCUGUAACUCUCACGAGAAGAAACUGUUGAAUGGUGUUGUGGACGCCAAAAGUAUCCGCACCACAUUUGCGGAUGUCCAUGUUCCGCCUGAGACUAUCGAUGCGCUGAAAACGCUCACCUCGCUCUCCCUCAUUCGACCGGAAGCUUUCACCUACGGUGUCCUGGCUACCGACAAGAUCCCUGGACUGCUCCUGUACGGCCCUCCGGGCACAGGAAAGACCCUCCUUGCCAAGGCCGUAGCCCGCGAAAGUGGUGCCACUGUCUUGGAGGUCAGUGGCUCAGAGGUUUACGAUAUGUACGUUGGCGAGGGUGAGAAGAACGUCAAGGCCAUCUUCACCCUAGCCAAAAAGCUCAGCCCUUGUGUUGUCUUCAUCGAUGAAGCGGACGCCAUUUUCUGUUCGCGCACUGGAGCCAGCAGCCGUACCUCCCAUCGGGAGCUGAUCAACCAGUUCCUGCGGGAGUGGGAUGGAAUGAAUGACCUCUCGGCGUUUAUUAUGGUGGCCACGAACCGGCCGUUUGAUCUGGAUGAUGCGGUUCUCCGCCGUUUGCCUCGGCGAUUGCUCGUUGACCUGCCGACGGAACAAGACCGCCUGGCGAUCUUGAAGAUCCACCUGAAAGAAGAAACCCUUGACAGUUCAGUUGAUCUUGCCGAGCUUGCGCGGCGCACACCUCUGUACUCGGGUUCCGACUUGAAGAACCUUUCGGUAUCGGCAGCGCUGGCCUGUGUCCGCGAGGAGAACGAGCUAGCGGCGCAGCACAAGGGAGACAAACCAUAUCAAUACCCCGCCAGACGCACACUCACGUGGACGCACUUUGAGCGCGGCAUGGAAGAGAUUAGCGCAUCGAUUAGCGAAGACAUGUCUUCCCUCUCGGCAAUUCGCAAGUUCGAUGAGCAAUAUGGAGACCGUAAGGGCCGGCGCAAGAAGACUCCCGGCUGGGGCUUCAGGCCUGCGGGGAUUGAAGAGUCGACCGCCGAUGCAGCGCGUGUGCGGAAUGACCUGUAG